Myzus persicae (green peach aphid) is the source of this 1134-nucleotide messenger RNA. RefSeq names its product zinc finger BED domain-containing protein 1-like. Gene Ontology annotation, molecular function: DNA binding. The coding region runs from base 1 to 1134 and encodes 377 amino acids. The transcript has 3 exons. The record is from RefSeq and is a predicted model, not a curated record. Lineage: Eukaryota; Metazoa; Arthropoda; Insecta; Hemiptera; Aphididae.
AUGAGGACCAAAUCAAAAAUUUGGAAUUACUUUGAAAAGUAUCCUAAUGAUGGCCUUUGCUUAGAAUGUGGUGAGAAAAAAAAUAGUAAAGGUGGUAAUACAAGCAAUUUAAAGUCUCAUUUGCGUUACAAACAUCCAAAUUUAUACUUGGAAUACAUAAAAAUUGAUGGAAAUAGUACUAUAACAUCAACUGCAGACACUGAAGAAGUUUUGCCAGUUUUGGAUGAAUGUGUUGAUGAUCCUUCAACUUUGAUUAAAAUAAAUUGUGAUACACCAAAUAAUGAAGAAACUAACUUAAAAAGAAAAAUUGGAACUCUGAAACAAAGCAAAUUAAAAAUAAUUUCUCCUUUAGACAAGAAAACAAUUGAAAAAUAUAAACAUGCCAUAGGUAUUUGGAUGUGCACUGAUAUGCAGCCUUAUAAUUCAGUGGAAAAAAAAGGAUUCAAACAUUUAUUAUCAGUCUUAUGUCCAAACUUUGAAUUACCCAGCAGGAAGUACUUUUCUGACCAUAAGAUUCCUCAAAUGUAUGAAAUUGUAAGAAACUGUAUAAAGGAAAAAUUAAAACAAGUGUCAUACAUUUCACUGACAACGGAUUGCUGGACAUCAGUAAAUGGAUAUCCGUUCAUAGGAUUAACGGCUCAUACUAUUAAUAAUGAUUGGAAAAUUGAAAGUUUUUGUUUGGCGUGUACUUCUUUGAAUUUUGAUCACAACAGUGUUAACAUUAAAAAUAAGAUAAAAGAAAUUUUGAUUGACUGGGAAAUUGAUGAAUCUAAAAUUGCUGGGAUAACAACAGAUUGUGGAAGUAACAUUUUAAAAGCCGUGGAUAGUUUAUCGUUUAACCACAUACCUUGUUUUGGGCAUGUUUUAAAUACGGGUGUAACCAAUGCAUUUGCUUUACCACCUGUUAAGUUUUGCUCAGAUAAUGCAGUAAAAGUGCGAUCAGUUUUUCAUUACAGUCGCAAAAUGAAACGUUCUUUGUUAAAUGCCCAGAUUAAUUUAAAUCUUCCCCCUUUAGUAGCUCCAUCUUCAUCUGACACUCGUUGGUGGUCUUUACUUCCAUGUUUAAACUUUAUAAAAACACAGCAUGAAGCAUUGCGUUCAAUACUAACCACUCCUAAAUAUCAAAAGAUUUGA